AUGGGUGAUCGCGAACGCGAAGUAGAGAGCAGUGAAGGCAUCGCGAUCGCGGAGGGAAGUCGCGAUCUCGAAGAAGGGAGGGCCUAUCCAGAUGCUACAGAAUCAUCAUCUUCAGAAGAAGAGGAGCAAGGAAAGAGACCAUCAAAAAAGAAGCCAAAGCUCACUGUUCAUGAAAUUUUUCAAGGUAAAGUAAAGACUACAACUUUUUCUAGCAAAUUGCCAUCUGGGGUUCGUAAAAGAAAAUGGGGAAAAUAUUGUGCUGAAAUUAGAAACCCAUUUAACAAGAAAAGAAUUUGGUUGGGUACUUUUAUUACUGCUGAAGAGGCUAUUCAAGUUUACCAGUCUAAGAAACUUGAGUUUGAGGAAAAAAUGAAGGAGGCUAAAAUUGCAAAAAUGGCCAUUUUUGAAAAAUCUGAAAUUGAGACUCAGACUUCAGAUUCAUCAAAUGGGGUUGAGGAAAAAAGCAAUAAUUCUAGUGCAAGGGAAGAACAAGAAAUUGGGAAUAAUAGUGAUGAAGAAUUGUUGAUGGGGCAGUGGAUCCAAAUUUCAGAUGAUAAAGAAGUUUAUAUUUCUGUGAAAUUAGGGGUUCCAGUUAUUGAUAAUUAUGGAUUUUUGUUAGGUGAAUUUAGUGAAUUAGAUGAUCUUAGUAUUUCUAUUACGACUGUUGACGAGGCCAAGAGAUUCUAUCCUUUGUUUGGACUAUUCUCAGGUCGCACAGUGAAGUACUUUUCUAGCCUGAGAAGCUCUUUGGGUCCUGGAGUUGAUGGUUGGGCCAUCUCUCUGAAAGCGAUGAUGAGUAUUGUAGUGUUGAUGGGUGGGGCAAUCUGUUUCUUUUACUGGUGGGUGAAUAGAAAUAUUACUGGAUGGUAG
This is a messenger RNA of Nicotiana attenuata, 870 nucleotides long. Its product is annotated as ethylene-responsive transcription factor ERF118-like. Gene Ontology annotation, cellular component: membrane. NCBI's taxonomy places the organism in Eukaryota, Viridiplantae, Streptophyta, Magnoliopsida, Solanales, Solanaceae. Gene Ontology annotation, molecular function: DNA binding; DNA-binding transcription factor activity; ATP:ADP antiporter activity. The coding region runs from base 1 to 870 and encodes 289 amino acids. Gene Ontology annotation, biological process: regulation of DNA-templated transcription; nucleotide transport. The transcript is spliced from 3 exons. The record is from RefSeq and is a predicted model, not a curated record.